CGCCUCUCCCGCCGCCCUCCGCCUCGCCAGCCCCGCUUGGCUUACAAGCCGGCCGCGACCCCCGCCCCCCCUCCGCUUCCUCCCCGAGCCGCGGAGGAUGGCUGGUGGCCAGAAGGAUGGCAGCCCUGAGAUAUAGGGAAACAAAUGCUACCCUCCAGAGCAUCUCACUGGCCCAAUUGGAAAGAAAACUGGGGAGCCCUAGCACCUCUCCAUUGCUGUCUUGCAUAACUGGAGCUGCCACCUUGACAUUCUGCUGAUAUAAUUUAAAAUCCGAGGGGAUCAUUUGAAAGCAUGGAAGAGACAGAAGAAAAACACAGUACUCUGGAGGUAAUUCCUGAUGUUCGCCAUGAGAGCCUCAGUUGCAAGACCUUUCCAUACCUGCUGAUAAAAAUGAUCAACAAGUCCCGAUGGAAGAUACUUGGAGUAUUGGCUGUAUUUUUGCUGAUGGUGUGGUAUACGAUAUCCCGGGAAGAAAGGUAUAUACAGCUUUUUGAUUUUCACUUUCAAGAUGAAAAGAUGACUUGUCCUGUAAAAGAGAUAGAAAAGAAAGCUGCACAACUGAUAUCAAAUUACACACGGGAACCUCCACUGUUUUUACAGCUAAAGGACUAUUUUUGGGAGAAAACCCCCUCACUUUAUGAACUGCCUUAUGGUACGAAAGGAGCAGAGGAAAUUCUCCUACGUCUUCUAACCAUCACAAGCUUCUCUCUCCCCGAAAAUAUUGAAAGCUUGAAGUGCCGCCGAUGUGCAGUCGUUGGGAACGGCUAUCGGUUGAGAAACAGCUCAAUGGGAGAAGUCAUUAACAAAUACGAUAUUGUGAUCAGGCUGAAUAAUGCACCAGUCCAUGGUUACGAACGUGAUGUGGGCACCAAAACCACUAUGCGACUUUUCUAUCCCGAGUCAGCACACUUCAAUCCUCAGACUGAUAACAACCCAAACACAUUGCUGGUGUUAGUGGCGUUCAAACCCAUGGAUUUUUUGUGGCUGGAGACAAUUCUCCACGACAAGAAAAGAAUUCGGAAGGGUUUCUGGAAACAGCCUCCCUUAAUUUGGAAUGCAAAUCCUAAGCAAGUACGGAUUCUGAACCCAUAUUUUAUGGAAGUUGCAGCUGCUAAAGUGCUUAAGCUUCCAAUGAAGCACUUGUGGAAGCUUAGAGAGAAACCAACCACAGGAUUAGUGGCUAUCACCGUCGCCUUGCACUUUUGCGAUGUGGUAGAUAUUGCUGGCUUUGGAUAUCCCAGUUCAGACGACAAGAAGCAGAGUAUUCACUACUACGAGCAUGUCACAGUGAAGUCUAUGGCUUCUUCAGGGCAUAAUGUCUCUCACGAGGCAUUAGCAAUAAAACAGAUGCUUGAAUUGGGACUCGUCAAGAACCUCACUUAUUUCUGAUGUAAGAUGGACAGCCUUUAUGUUCACGUCGAGCUGGGCCUUGUGCCAGCAGGACAAAGCCCUUUGUGGCUGGCCCAUUCUAACAUAUAGCCGUCCCUUCCAUUCCAACGCUGACUGGUGCAGAGGCCUUGCAGUUCCCUGCAAACGGUGACCAGGCUGGAGGGAAGUGUACGGCUUCUAAAUGUGUUGACAGCUAGGGGUAGAAACAGACCUGUAGAGAACCUGGGUGACACCAGCAGCCGGAAGCAGGCGUCUUUCUUCCUUAUUGAGCACUUGCCCUCUACAGAAUCUUCUUCAUUUGAAUAGUUGCAGAAUUUUCUUUGCCAUCUAACUGAGAGGUUCCUGCAUUCACCAAAGGCACCUUUGGAAGAUGAAAGCUAAGUUGCUGUGGAUGGGCCUCAAAGAAGAUACGACGCAGUUUCCCAUGGUGAUAAAGUGAUUGUCCCACAAGGUUGUUUCAUUAAUCAUUUCCCCCUUCCUUGGUAAACCAAUAGAUGGGUGGUUGGUUUUUUUAUUUUAUUUAUCGUGUUGGAUGUUACCUAAUGGGCAAGAGGCAACUGAACAAAGGAUUAUUAGCUGUCUGCCACCUUGUUUCCCUGUCUAGAUGAAGAUGAGGCUAAAGUAUGCUGGUUCAAAUCUCUGGGCAAUGCAACCGUCGAGGAUGCCCAGGUAGAUAGUGAAGUUUAUUUCUCUCCCGUCUGAUCGGUUGGUUUUAGAGACCAAGUUGGAAAGGAGAGUACCCAACAGUAUUUGCUGGUAGUUUUUAUACUUAAAACAGUAGAGUUGAAUGGACAUUUAUUUUUAUUUUUUUUUCGGGCACAGGCUCGGGCACAAAACCCUUCUGUGAAGGACACGUUGUUUUGCCCGAGUAGCACAUAUCUGAUCUUAAAUAGAAGGAGUAGCUUUCUUUCCUUCCCAUCAAGUGGGGAUGACUACCCAACCAGAAUUGAUGGACAAUGCAAAAGAGCUAUCCUGGCCAAAGUUAAGCAGGAAAGGAAGGGCAAGAAAAGUUAAGAGAAGAAGACAAGGAGGUAUCUCUCUACCGAGAAGGAAUCGGCAGAACCCCAAAGCUGCGCAGCACUUUUGCCGGUCUGUCCCAUGGUUAGGAAGGGGAACAAGGUCAUUCAGGACAAAGGCUAAUCUCAGGGGCCUGAAAAUGAAGGUUGUUUUGAAGUAAGUUGCCUUUUCCUAGAGGCAGGGGAGGGCAAGGGGGUCCAGGCAUUUCAGAUGUGCCAGUCUGGUUAGGAUUGGAUGUGUUCUCUUCUUCCCCUUUAAUCUCCAAUGUGGGAUCAAAGUGUAUUCACUGUAUAUCUGAUGUAUUAAGUGCACUUGUCAAUCGAAAGCUCUGAUUGGAAUAUUGGAGACCUGGCAAUCUUCCGUUUCUCCCUCGGGACGGAAUCAACCGCAUAAGGUACAAGACCGCAAGACCACCUCGCUGUACACCAUCUCCAUGUACUUGUGCAGCCAACGUGCCUUAGCCAUCUUCGCAAGUGCCCAGCUUCGAGGGGCCUGCUGGCAAUGCAAAACUCCAGCGGCUGAGACCAUCUGAUUCAUUGCUAAGAAGAUGGAUUGCUGAGAAGGACUGCCCUGUGGACUUGACAUUUAAGACAGAGUUCCUGAUUCCUCCUUGGAAAUAGGGAGGAAGAAGGGAUUGCUUAUUAAAUGGCGAUUCCAAGGGGCGAGAGGGUGGGAGUUGAAUCCCACGAGCAAGUGUUGGAAGUGUCUUUCCUGGCCAAGCGAUACAGCAGUGUUAAAUAAUUUAAUAAAUUUAAUUUAAAACA
This is a messenger RNA of Crotalus tigris (Tiger rattlesnake), 3170 nucleotides long. RefSeq names its product ST3 beta-galactoside alpha-2,3-sialyltransferase 4 (gene ST3GAL4). The record is from RefSeq and is a predicted model, not a curated record. Gene Ontology annotation, biological process: glycolipid biosynthetic process. Gene Ontology annotation, molecular function: sialyltransferase activity. Lineage: Eukaryota; Metazoa; Chordata; Lepidosauria; Squamata; Viperidae. The transcript is spliced from 13 exons. The coding region runs from base 292 to 1389 and encodes 365 amino acids.